Molecule: messenger RNA, 1605 nt
Organism: Hippopotamus amphibius kiboko
Lineage: Eukaryota; Metazoa; Chordata; Mammalia; Artiodactyla; Hippopotamidae
Gene: CINP
Product: cyclin dependent kinase 2 interacting protein
Exons: 7
Coding region: 296-1003 (235 amino acids)
Source: RefSeq, a predicted model, not a curated record
CGGCGUGUGUGGCCGGGGCUCCGGGUCUCUUUCCUGGGAUCUGUGCGGACCCCAUGGAAGCACCAGCGGAGCACUUUCCCUGAGCUCCCCUCAGUCAGAGUUCCUGACCACAGAGUGUUCAUCGUUCAGCGAGUGCUCACUGUGCGCCCUGUCGUGUUCUACGUGCUUUCGUGCAUUAGCUCGUUGGACCCUCCCAGCGAUCCCAUGAAGUAACGUCAACAGCUACACUGAGUUUCUUGAAGUCAGAACAUUGUUUCUGGUUCCUAAAUAGUGCUGGGUAUGGGGCAGACAGACGAUGAAUCACAUGUGGUCCUCGCCUGCAAGGAGCCCCUACAAGCGGGGGAAGCCCUUAGAAGAUCAUAGCACAGGUGCAAAGACUCUUGGAAGUGCAACGCCCAGAAAACCUGUCUUAUCUGUCAGUGCAAGGAAAAUUAAGGACAAUGCAGCCGAUUGGCAUAAUUUAAUCCUGAAAUGGGAAACCCUCAGUGAUAGAGGUUUUGCUACUGCAAAUAAUAUUGCCAACAUGAAAAUCAGUUUAUUGAGCAAAGACAAGAUAGAAUUAGAGAGCAGCAGCCUGGCUUCUGAUGAAAAUGCAGACAAGGAGCACCCAGAAUACAGCAGGGAGCUCGAGAUGCUGUGUGAAGAGCUGCAGGCCACCCUGGAUGGUUUGACCAAAAUACAGAUGAAAAUGGAAAAGCUGUCUUCCACUACCAAGGGAGUUUGUGAACUAGAAGAUUACCAUUACAGGGAGGAGAGAAAACGGCCCCCCCUGUUCCACACGUGGCCCACAGCCUAUUUUUACGAGAUCUCCCGCAAGCUCUCCGACAUGUACGGCCGGGAGCUCCGCCUGAAGCGCACCGUCGUGGAGCAGCUGGCACACACAGCCGACCGCGACCUCGCCCUGAGCUACCUGUCCAUGUGGCUGCACCAGCCCUACGUGGAGGGCGACAGCAGGCUGCUUCUGGAAAGCAUGCUGCUCGAAACUGGGCACAGGGCACUGUGACCUCCCACUGCGGCUCUGCGCGCCUCCGGGCUCUGGACCUCUGCUUCUGCAGCUCACACGGCUGACAGCCUUUCGGGUGGGCCCCGUGCGGCACCCUGGGAUCACGCGACUGUGCCGGGCCCCGGCAUCACCCCCACCUGUGGCAUCCUGGGAACACGGCCCCGUUCCGCCUCCCGGCAUCACACCACCCUGACCUUAGGGUUUUCCAGACUGGAUCAUUUCACCAGCUCUCUGCGGCCUCUCCAGACACAUUUAUUACUUCUGCCUGCCGUCCACCACUCAGCGUCAUUUGCACCUAUUGUGAAUGUCACCUGUGAAGACUUCUGCGUGAAAUAAAUGAGUUCAUCAACAGAAUGACUGAGUGAUCUUGUUUAUGUAAAUUAGGUGUAGUUUACAUAGAUUACAUUUGUGUAGAAAAUCCAUAGUUUAAUAUUUUUAGGUAUUGUUUAAAUUGUAGGACUAUUAGUUUUAUAAUUACAGCUAAUGUUUAAAAUACCAUAGAGUUCACCGAGUGAAACAUCAUGGAAAUGAAAACUAGCUACCACAAGAUUGCCCCUAUUUUUGUACUGAGAAUGUGAUAGGACAAAUGAAAGUGACUUCCA